Molecule: messenger RNA, 615 nt
Organism: Capra hircus (goat)
Lineage: Eukaryota; Metazoa; Chordata; Mammalia; Artiodactyla; Bovidae
Product: predicted GPI-anchored protein 58
Exons: 3
Coding region: 1-615 (204 amino acids)
Source: RefSeq, a predicted model, not a curated record
AUGGCUGCUGUGUUCCCCACAGACCCAGGACACACCCACACCCUGUCUCUGUCCCGGGAGCCCAAGAAGCCUGGGGUGUGCCCACAGAUCACCUCCUGUGCCACAGCCCCGGGCACCUGUGCUGCCCGCUGUCUCCCCCAAGGAUCCGGAGCCCCUCCACAGCAGAGCUCUCUCGCCACAGCUCUGGUGCCAGUCACCCAUACAGAGCCGACAGGCCCCACCACCUGCGGUUCCCCCACAGCCCCGUUUACCCACACGGUCCCACGGUCUCGUGCAGCCUCCAUCGAGACUGCAGAGCCAGGUGUUCCCGCAGCCUCGUUUUCCCCCGAGGCCUGGGCUCUUCCCGCUGCUUGUCUUCUCCCCCAUGGCCGCCGACGGUUCGGCAGCCUGUCCGCACUCACGCAGCGCGUCUCCCGCACGGAACACCUCGCCCGGCGCCUAGUUCCACGGCCUCGGAACAACCCUGCACCCCAUCUCUUCCCCCAAGGCCGCCGGACUCCGCGUCCGGACCGGCUGGGUCCCACGCAUAGGCCCGGUCUCUCUGCCGCGAGCUCGCGCACGCUCGACCCGGGCAAGGCCCCUUGGCCAGCCGCCCCACUCAUCGCUCCAGGAUGA